ACUCUAGCGCAAGAAAGAAGAAAAUAACCCGUCGCGAUGGUAACUACUGACUAGUGACGAGUGAGAAAGAAGAAACCCCCCCUUACGAAUUUUCCAAUUCCUGAUAGUUAAUCUUUCAUUUGGAGCGAGAGAAGAAAGAAAGGAAAGAAGAUGAAUGAGCAGCAGGGUUACAUGGAGGUGCGCAGCACCGGCACCAAGAAAGAGGAGUACGACCUAGAAUCAGGGGAGACCCUAUAUCCAGGUCUCAGCGUCGGAGAGAACCAGCUUCGAUGGGGCUUCAUACGCAAGGUCUAUGGAAUCCUCUCUGCCCAGAUCCUUCUCACCACCAUCGUUUCCUUCAUUACCGUCUUCUACUCUCCCAUCAACGAUCUCCUCAGGGGCACUUCUGCCCUACUCUUCAUUGUCUUUCUCCCCUUCAUCUUCUUGUUCCCUUUACUCAAGUACCAGCAAAAGCAUCCCCAUAACUACAUCUUGCUUGGACUUUUCACCUUGUCUAUAAGUUUGACUGUCGGAGUUACUUGUGCAAACACAGAUGGAAAAAUUGUCCUUGAAGCAUUGAUUUUGACCUCAGCAGUGGUUUCCUCUCUAACGGGCUAUGCUUUCUGGGCUUCCAAGAAGGGCAAGGAUUUUAGCUACCUUGGUCCAAUAUUGUUCACUUGUCUCUUUACUCUGUUCUUGACUGGAAUGAUGCAGAUGUUCUUCCCUCUUGGGCCUACAACCAAUGCUAUCAUUGGUGGAAUCAGUGCUAUGAUAUUUUCUGGUUAUAUUGUAUACGACACUGACAACCUGAUCAAGCGAUUUACCUAUGAUGAGUACAUUGGGGCUUCAGUCACUCUUUAUCUUGACAUACUGAACCUGUUCCUUUCCAUCUUGAGGGUGCUGAGACAGGGAAAUAAUUAAAUUAGUAAUACUGUGUACAUUGAAUUCGAGUAAAAAAUCAUAGGAACUAGCUCCCUUGUUGCUUCUCUAUGAUACAGUGGGAAGUUAGCAUUAUAAAGAAUAAAGAUAUUCUAUUCCUUUACAGCUCACAGUACUUGGUGACGAGGAAAGUUGUAUGCUUGCUAUUGGAUAUGUGUGAAAAAAGUAUCUACUAUGCCAAUUUGUUCUUUCA
Molecule: messenger RNA, 1111 nt
Organism: Gastrolobium bilobum
Lineage: Eukaryota; Viridiplantae; Streptophyta; Magnoliopsida; Fabales; Fabaceae
Product: BI1-like protein
Exons: 4
Coding region: 151-900 (249 amino acids)
Cellular component (GO): membrane
Source: RefSeq, a predicted model, not a curated record